Messenger RNA from Paramecium octaurelia, 1255 nucleotides. Lineage: Eukaryota; Ciliophora; Oligohymenophorea; Peniculida; Parameciidae. The record is from the annotation of a GenBank genome assembly.
AUGAAAUAAAAAAAAGCUUCAGAAUGGGAUUGGAAUAAGAAGGGCACUCUUAUCUAUGGGACAAUUGUAUAAGUAAUGUGUUAUACUAGGAUUUUAAACCAUAGCCCUUGGUUAUAGGGUUUGAUAUGGAUGAAACCUUGAUUAAAACUAAAACUGGAAAGACAUUUGCAAAGGAUGCUAAUGAUUGGCAAUGGUGGAAUCCAAAAGUAAUCCCCACAAUUUAAGAUUACUCCAAACAAGGAUACUCUAUAGUGAUAUUCACAAACCAGAAUGGUAUUGAAAAGGGACACACAAAAGAAUCUGAUAUAAAAACAAAAAUUGAAUCCUUAUAAAAAGAACUCAAAAUUCCAUUAGCAGCAUUUAUAGCUUCAAGUGAUGACAACUACAGAAAACCUCGAGUAGGUAUUACUUAAAAUUAAAUUAAGAUAUGUGGACAGACUUUUAGGAAUUAACAGGAACCAAAGCUGACAUGGCAAAAAGUAUUUACUGUGGAGAUGCCGCAGGAAGAGUCAAAGGGAAAAAAAAAGACUUUACUGAUACCGACUUGUAUACAUUUUUAAUGAUUAUUUAGGAAAUUUGCUUUAAAUUUAGGCCUGAUAUUUAGAACUCCAGAGCAAUUAUUCCUAAAGGAAGACCUAAAUGAGGAUUAUUCAAAAUAACUAGGAUUCAAUCCAAAGAGCAUUCCUAAAGAGGGAUUUCUAUUUAAGGAAAGCAAAGUUAAUAAAUUUACUAAACCUGACAAACCAGAAAGUAAAUUAUAUCAAUAUUUUAAGUGAUUAUCAUGAUAGGAGCACCUGGGUCUGGUAAAUCAACCUUUGUUCACAAUCAUUUGAACGAUUAUACUAGAGUAAAUAGAGAUUCUUUGAAAACUAAAGAAAAAUGCCUUAAAGUUGCAGAGCAGGCAAUUAAAGAAAAGAAAUAUUUAGUAAUUGACAAUACAAAUCCAACUCCAGAUGAUAGAGCAGCAUUUAUAAAAUUAGCUCUGGAUAAUAAAUAUCCAGUUAGGGGUUUUUUCUUAGAAGUUUCUAAAGAUUUAUGUCUUCAUAAUGAUACUUAAAGAGAUACGAAUAAUUUUAGAGAGCACUUUUCAAAAAAAGUAGGAAAGAUGCCCAUCAACAUGAUCUUUUCAAAAAUUACACCACCUACUAAAGAUGAAGGCUUCUCUGAAGUUUUAACUAUAAAUUUUAUUGCAGGACCAUUUAAAAAUAAGGAUGACGAAGAUGCCUUCUAUAGUUUUGUUCAUGGAAAAAAAUGA